This is a messenger RNA of Pollicipes pollicipes, 447 nucleotides long. RefSeq lists its product as uncharacterized. NCBI's taxonomy places the organism in Eukaryota, Metazoa, Arthropoda, Thecostraca, Pollicipedomorpha, Pollicipedidae. Gene Ontology annotation, molecular function: protein binding. The transcript has 4 exons. The annotation marks the transcript as partial. The record is from RefSeq and is a predicted model, not a curated record.
AUGAACGCUGUGAACGCCGAGGGCCGCACUUACGGGACCGCCUGCUGGACGGCGGCCUACGCCUCACUGACGCCGCUGUUCCGCGAGCUGCGCCUCAUGCUGCGCAACUGCUACCGCUACAACGGGCCGCAGCACAGCAUCACGCGGCGCGCGCUCCGGCUGGAGCAGACCAUGGAGCAGCUGAUCGACCAGAUGGAGCCCGACCUGCGUGACCAGUGUACCCUGGAGGCGACCGAGGGACCGGAGGCCGUGGUCGACACGUCACUGGUCAGCCGGAGACGCUCCGCUAGGGGCAAGAAGCCCACGUACUUCUCACACGUGCUGCACGCGGUGCGCCACGAGCGCGCCGAGAGGGAGAAGGCGUACCGGCGUCAGCAGCUGGAGGCGCGCCGGGCGCGGCUGGAGCGCCGCGAGCUGCGCAUCGUGCAGUGGGAGGCGGCGCUGCUA